AUGCGACUUUUCAGAGAUCAGUAUAAGGUCUCGAGGUUUUUCUUCAUAACGGCCUUUCAUGGUGAAGAGCUCACAGAAUGGUCAAAUCGAGCAGCCCUUUUGAACCAGUGGAGAGCUGUCGCCGACAAAUACUCUGACCUGGAAGUGUCAAUUUAUGAAGACGACGCCAAGUUCUUGGAUCUGAUCGAGACGAUGGUGCCAAUCUCGAUGCAGUCAGCGCUCUUCACUUUUAUUUCAAUGUUCGCCGUCGCAGUCCUCUUCAUUUCUCAUCCGCCCACGCUUUUCGUCGCUACGCUCAGCAUUCUCAGCACCAGCAUAGUCUACCAUCCUUACUUCCAGGAGUGUUUCGGCAUCAUGUCAUUGUUGGGAGCUGACCUCGACCCUAUCAUGAUGUCGGCUACGGUAAUGAGUAUCGGUUUUUCUGUCGAUAUCCCAUCACACGUUAGCUACCAUUAUUAUCAAACAGGGAAGGAAACAAACUGUGUCAAAACCCGCUUGAAAAAGACUGUCACUGCUGUUGGAUUUCCUAUCAUGGAGGCUUCCCUGUCCACUACUCUUUGUGUACUCAGUCUCUUCUUUGUUCAGUUGCACAUGUCAAAGAUAUUUGCCCAGUGCAUGCUCCUCGUCGUGUUAAUCGGAAUGAUUCAUGGCCUCGUUGUCAUACCGGUGAUCUUCAAUUUAAUAGCAGCUCUGCCCUUCAGGUACUCAUAUCGUGUUUCUAGUCGCCGAUAA
Molecule: messenger RNA, 732 nt
Organism: Cooperia oncophora
Lineage: Eukaryota; Metazoa; Nematoda; Chromadorea; Rhabditida; Trichostrongylidae
Source: the annotation of a GenBank genome assembly